Messenger RNA from Rotaria sp. Silwood1, 1050 nucleotides. Lineage: Eukaryota; Metazoa; Rotifera; Eurotatoria; Philodinida; Philodinidae. The record is from the annotation of a GenBank genome assembly.
AUGAUAUAUCAUCAAUUGAUCAACCAAGCUAUUUACACAUUUGCUGAUCUUGGUAUAGCUGACCGACUUAUAGACGCUCCAUUGGAUUGUGGUUUUACCGUUGAAGAAAUCAUUGGUAAUGAUCAACCACAAUGGAAUAGAGAUUUGCUUUAUCGAAUAGUACGUGCAUGUAUUUAUGGCGGUAUUGUCGAAUCAAUUAAUGAUGACAAACAUUUUAUUCUUACUACAUCUGGUAUCAUGAUGACGUCAGAUCAUCCAUCACAUGUUCGAGAUCUUAUUCGUUUGAACUUUGGACCAAUGUGUACUAGCGCUGGUUUGCACUUACCAAAUAUGGUGCGUGGAGAGGGUACAGGUACUGGAAUAGCUCGUGUUUCGGGUGGUAUGGAUUUUUAUACACUUAUGAGUCAACCGGAUCAAGAUGAAUUCUUAAAACUAUUUAGUGGUGCUAUGACAGCAUUUUCAAUGCAAAAUGGCUCUCAAUUGGUGACAGCUGUCGAUUUUGGUCGUUUCAAAACCAUUGUCGAUAUUGGUGGUAAUCGUGGAACAUUCUUAGCUCAACUUCUCGAAAAGUAUCCAUCGAUUCAACAUGGAACUGUCUUUGAUUUACCACAUAUUGUUAAUAAAUUUAACAAUGGUGAAGAGUUCGAAUCACGUAAAAUACAUGAAGACAAAUGGAGUUUUGUUUCUGGUAAUAUCUAUGAUUCAUCAACUGUUCCAUUAGCAGAUGCCUAUGUAUUAAAACAUAUUUUACACGAUUUCGAUGAUAAUAAAUGUUUGGAAAUUUUAUCAUCGAUUUGUAAAGCUAAUGACAAUCAAAAAGAUACACCAACGACUAUAUUCAUAAUUGAACAUGUAAUUUUACCGGAUCACGCUUUAAGUAAUUGGCAAUCACAUGCAUUCGAUGUCGGAAUGGCGAUUUCAUUAGACGAUGCUCGUGAACGUACACAAGAUGAAUAUGAACAAUUAUUGAAUAAAGCUGGAUUUGAACUGAAAAAAAUAUAUCCAAUUCAAACACCAGAUUCUAUCAUCGAAGCGGUAAUUGUUCACUAA